Messenger RNA from Chiloscyllium plagiosum (whitespotted bambooshark), 5222 nucleotides. RefSeq names its product myosin binding protein C1 (gene mybpc1). Gene Ontology annotation, molecular function: protein binding. Gene Ontology annotation, biological process: sarcomere organization. The record is from RefSeq and is a predicted model, not a curated record. NCBI's taxonomy places the organism in Eukaryota, Metazoa, Chordata, Chondrichthyes, Orectolobiformes, Hemiscylliidae. Gene Ontology annotation, cellular component: M band.
CGUACAAAUAGCAGGGUAUUGUCUCUCAGCCUCCACCGUUGAAUCCUUCUGAAGCUGGCCAUGUUUUGACGAGCAAGACACGGGGGGGCUGUUUAGUUCAAGUUCUGAAGCAGGGACCGCAGGUGAUUUAGCAAAACUAUGCCUGAACCACUCAAAAAAACAGCAUCGGCGUUUACCAAAAAACCGAAGACACUCGAGGUGGUCGCCGGGGGAGGUGCUGAGUUUGUGGCUGAAACUGGCAAGGCAGAUGCCAAAGUGAAAUGGCAAAGGGAUGGCAAAGACAUUCAAGCAAGUGAUAAAUAUGUGAUUAAGUCAGAAGGAGUGCAGCACACACUCACCGUGAACAGUGUGACCAAGGAGGAUGAAGUGGUGUAUGCCGUCAUUAGUGGCACGUCCAAAGUGAAGUUUGAAUUGAAAGUCAAGCAGGAAGGAACUCCAACCGGGACACCAGCAGCACCAGCAGAACCAGCAGCACCAGCAGCUCCAGCAACACAGGCAGCUUCAGCAGCUCCAGCAGCACCAGCAGAACAAAAAGAGGAUGGCUCAGCAAAUGGUGCAGAACAUGGACAUGUUGCUGAGAAAGAUGAAGAUGAACCAACAAAAGCAGCAGCAUCAACAACAGGAGAGAGACAGGCAGAAAACUCAGCAAGUACUCCCCAAUCAGCAGAAGAAGUACCUACCCUCCAACUGCCUACUGAGAACCAGGAUGAAAAGCCUUCCGAUACCGCACUGGCCAGGAAAGACUCGGUGUGGUCCUGUGGAGAAGCAGCUACUGAGGAACUUGCUAAACUUGAUGAUUCUACACGGUCAACCCUCUUCAUUGAGAAACCUCAGAAUGGGACCGUCACUGUCGGUGAGGACAUCACUUUUGUGGCAAAAAUUGAAGCCAAGGACCUUUUGCGUAAGCCGAAUUGCAAGUGGUUCAAGGGGAAAUGGCUGGAUCUUGCAAGCAAAGCAGGGAAGCACUUGCAGCUGAAGGAAUCCUUUGACAGAAUCACCAGGAUUCACACGUUUGAGAUGCACAUUAUCAAAGCGAAGGAGAAUUAUGCUGGAAACUAUCGCUGUGAAGUGACCUGGAAAGACAAAUUUGACAGCUGUACCUUUGACUUAGAAGUAAUAGAGGCCCCAGAAGUUCAGCAGAUUGAUAUCCGUUCUGCCUUUAAACGCAGGACUGCACCGGUAAGCGGUGGUGAUGGUCAGGAUGAUGCAGGAGAGCUCGAUUUCAGCGGAUUACUAAAACACCGGGAGAUGAAGGAAGAGAGCACGGAGCCUGAAGUUGACGUUUGGGAGCUGCUGAAAAAUGCUCAGCCACAUGAGUAUGAAAAGAUAGCUUUUGAAUAUGGCAUCACUGACCUCAGGGGCCUGCUGAGACGCUUGAAGAGGAUAAAGAGGGAAGAGAAAAAGAGUGCAGCUUUUGCAAAGAUUCUGGAGCCUGGUUACCAAGUCGAGAAAGGUGACAAGAUCAGAUUUGUCGUGGAUUUGGCAGAUCCUACCGUUGACCUGAAAUGGUAUCGCAACGGUCAAGAAAUCCGACCUGGUCCGAAAUAUAUCUUUGAACACAAAGGCACACUGCGAAUGUUAACCAUCAAAAACUGCACCAUGGCAGAUGAUGCAGCGUACCAGGUAACAGCUGGGGAUGAGAAAUGUGCAACAGAAUUGUUUGUCAAAGAGCCCCCUGUUUUAAUCACUCGAGAGCUGGAGAAUCGCGAUGAGCUGGUUGGUGAGAGGGUGGAAUUGGAAUGUGAAGUGUCAGAAGAAAACGCGCAAGUGAAAUGGUUUAAAAAUGGGAUUGAACUUGGGGCUUCACCCAAGCACCGCUUUCGGACUGAGGGAAAGAAACACUGGCUCAUCAUCCCAGAGGCUGCCAAAGCUGACUCUGGAACAUAUUCGGUGAAGACCACUGGAGGCCAGUCUACAGCUGAGCUGAAAGUUGAUAUGAAACCUCUGAAGAUAUUGCAGGAUCUCACCGACCAAGUCGUCCGAGCUGGUCAGCAGGCAGUCCUUGAGUGUGAAUUGUCGGAAGCGAACGUGGGUGGAAAGUGGUACAAAAACGGCCAACUGAUCUAUCCAAGUGAACACAUAAAGAUAACUCACCGCAAAAAAGUACACAAGCUGGUGGUGGAAAAGAUGGCUUUGGACGAUGAUGGUGACUACACUUUCAUCCCAGAUGGUUACUCAAUUCAGCUGGGAGCUAAGCUUCGUAUGAUUGAUGCUCCCAAGCUCCACCUCGACCAUCUCUCCAAGACGCCUGAGAUUGUGGUGGUGGCUGGAAAUAAACUUCGGUUGGAUAUCCCAGUCACAGGGGAACCAAUACCACGGAUUGUGUGGAUGAAAGGUGAAAAGGCAAUUAUGGAAACAGGGGGCCGAGUAAGAGCGGAAUCAUUCCCCGAUCACACUUCAUUGGUGAUUGAUCUCGCUGAGAAAGAUGACUCAGGCUCGUACAAGAUUGUGGUACAGAAUGAAGCUGGGGAAGACAGUGCCCAGCUGAAAAUAAAGGUGGUCGAUAUUCCUGAUGCCCCUGCACCACCGAUAGUUACAGAAGUUGGAGGUGACUGGUGUACAAUGACGUGGAAUCCUCCUGACUAUGAUGGAAGCUCCCCGAUUUUAGGGUACAUCAUUGAGAGGAAGAAGAAGCAAAGCUCUCGAUGGAUGAGACUCAACUUUGACAUUUGUAAAGAAAUGACCUUUGAACCCAAGAACAUGAUUGAAGGGAUUCCUUAUGAAGUGCGAGUGUUUGCUGUCAACACCAUUGGAAUGUCCAAACCCAGUGAGCCGUCAAAAGCAUUUAUCCCUCUUGCCCCAACCAGUGAACCCACACUCCUUGCAUGUGAUGGUGUGACAGACACCAGUGUAUCUCUGAAAUGGAGACCCCCGGAGCGUAUUGGAGCAGCAGGACUGGAUGGCUAUCGUAUUGAAUACUGCAUCGAAGGAACUAAUGAAUGGAUCGUGGCAAACCCUGAGCUGACCGAUAAAACCAAGUACACCAUUAAUGGCCUGCCGACCGGAGAGAAGAUCUUUGUGAGGGUAAAGGCGGUGAACGUGGCUGGUGAAAGCCCUCCGAUCUGUCUGACCACAGCCAUCCUGGUCAAGGAGGUGGUUGAACCUCCGAAGAUUCGCCUUCCUCGGCAGCUGAAGCAGACAUACAUCCGCCGAGUCGGUGAGCCCCUGAAUCUCCUGAUCCCCUUCCAGGGUAAACCCAGGCCAAAGGUCAUCUGGACAAAGGAUGGUGCUCCUUUGGAUUUAAGUACAAUCAACGUUCGUAACACGGAAUCAGACACCGUGCUGUUCAUUCGUAAAGCGGAGCGGAUAAACUCAGGCCACUACGAGCUAACAGUCCAAGUGGAAAAGAUUGUGGACAAGGCCACAAUAAUCAUUCAGGUUGUUGAGAAACCCGGUCCACCAAUGAUAGUGAAGAUAGUCGAUGUUUGGGACACUAAUGUGGCGUUAGAGUGGACACCACCAAAGGAUGAUGGGAAUGCCAAUAUUACAGGUUAUACCAUUCAAAAAGCUGAUAAGAAGACCAUGGAUUGGUUCACAGUGGUCGAACACUACCACAGAAACAACUGCGUCAUAUCUGAACUCAUCAUCGGGAAUGAAUAUUACUUCAGAAUCUUUUCCGAGAAUAUGUGCGGACUGAGUGAUGAUGCCACAAUCACAAAGAACAGCGCCAUAAUCCAGAAGGAUGGUUUAAUAUUAAAGCCUCCCAACUACAAUGACUUUGACUUUGAUGAGGUGCCAAAGUUUACCCAUCCUUUGAUCAACACUAUAGCAGUGGCUGGAUACAAUGCAACCUUGAACUGCAGUGUCAGAGGCAACCCCAAGCCUAAAAUAUGUUGGAUGAAGAACAAGAUAAUAAUCGAGAAUGACCCCCGAUAUCGGAUGUUCUCCAACCAAGGAGUGUGUACUCUGGAGAUUCGCAAGCCCAGUCCAUUUGAUGGCGGGGUGUAUACUUGUAAAGCUAUCAAUGCCCUCGGUGAAGAUGAGGUGGAAUGUAAGAUGGAGGUCAAAGGUGGCUUUCCAUUUCAAGAGCUCUUGAUGCAGGGAGUGCCUCCGAAUAUCAUACACUCAUACAGGGACUCGAAGAAUAUUUUACCCCCAAAAUAAGAAUGCUUAUGACAAUGUGCACUGUGAAUUGCGUUUGUUCUUUUCUCAGCUCAGAAUGUGAUUGUAGAUUAUCUUUAGAGUUUGACAAGUACUUUCAAUGUGCAGUCCUGAUUUUGCAAUGUUUUGGGGCUUGGAAUGAUCUAUAAAGUUAAUGAGCAGAGUUUUAACAUGCCAAUGAUUACACAUGUAACUGUAACUGAAUGGUUUGAUUUGGGGGGGUAAGUUUGGGUGUAACCUCUAAUUACAAAUCAAUGCAGCCAGUAAAAUGAUAUAAAACAUCAUUGUGACUGCUGCCUGCUGGCACAGUGGCAAAUGUCACUGGACAAGUAAUCCCAAAGUUCGGGCCAAUGGGCUCAAUCCCACCAUGUCACAAUGCAAUUUAUUAAAAAAACCUGGAGUUUAAAAAGGCAGGCCAGCCUAAUGAUGACUAUGUAACCAAUAUCAAUUGCUAUACAAAACUCUUGGUCACUAAUGCCAUUUAGGGGAGGAAUCUCCUGUCCUUGAUUGGCUGGCAUGUGAUCCCAGAUUCAUAGCAAUGUGAUGGACUUCCCAAGGGGCAAUUAGGGAUAAACAACAAAUGCCAACCUAGCCAUCAAUGCCCAGUGUAAUGAAAAUUGAAUAAUUGCUAGUGGAAUAUCAUUGCAAUCAUCUUACAGCCUAUUAAUCUUCUGCUCAGUUCAACAAUAGCCCAAAGUUACAAGUUAUUCUCGACUUUAUAGUGUUACAUUCUAAAAGCUGCGCAUUUGUGUUACCUCUUGAUUAUUUCUGGCGUUUAAAAUUCACAUGUUAAGAUUGGCACGGAUGAAUGUGUUUGUUUGAGGAUAUAUUUAAUAACUCCUUUUAUCCUGGCCCAUAGUUUGAUAUUUCUAUUACUUUGUUAUAAAGGUGUUUUGCUGUGUGCAGAUCCCAUUGGAGAGUUCUGCUUCUGUUAAAUGCACUGUCAUGUGUUUGACCUGCGUUCACAAACUAUGUUCUUAUUAUGUUCCAUUGCAACUCUAUAAAGGAAUCAGAUUGCAAAUGAUGAGACAGUUUACAAAGUGCUGUAAAGUGUAGCAGCAUUGUUAUUGCAUGAAGAAGUGCUUCGAAAAUGCUCAAUAAACAGCUCCAUAUCAUAAAUA